CGCGCCGCUUAACGACCUUCUGCGUCGACGGUCGGCAGGCGGCGGCGGCGAGUGGAUGGAGGCCUCGGGCCCCGGCCGGGCGCGGCGGGGCUGGCGGCGGGCCCGGGCCGCGGGCUCCCCGCUCUCCCGGGCCGCGGUCGUCCUCCUGCUCUCCGCCUUCGUGGCGCGGGCGUCCUCGUCAGUUGGAUAUUUGAUUCGAUUACCAAGAGGUUUUCGCUUGACCCAGGAUACAGUGAAAAUAGUGGGAUCGUCAAAUUUUCCAGUGAAAGUAUACGUUAUGCUUCAUCAAAAGAGUCCACAUGUGUUAUGUGUAACCCAACGACUGCGAAAUUCAGAACUGAUAGAUCCAUCAUUCCAGUGGCAUGGGCCAAAAGGAAAAAUUAUUUCAGAAAACAGCACUACACAAGUAACGUCCACAGGAAGCCUUAUAUUCCAGAACUUUGAGGAGGGAAUGAGUGGAGUUUACACCUGUUUCCUGGAGUAUAAACCUACUGUGGAGGAAAUUGUGAAAAAUCUUCAACUAAAAUACGUUAUAUAUGCUUAUCGUGAGCCUCAUUAUUAUUACCAGUUCACGGCUCGAUAUCAUGCAGCUCCUUGCAAUAGUAUUUAUAAUAUUUCUUUUGAGAAGAAACUUCUUCAGAUUUUAAGCAAAUUGGUUCUUGACCUUUCAUGUGAGGUUUCUUUACUGAAGUCUGAAUGCCAUCAUGUUAAAAUGCAAAGAGCUGGUUUGCAGAAUGAAUUGUUCUUUACAUUUUCAGUUUCAUCUCUAGACACUGAAAAAGGACCUAAGCCAUGUGCAGACCAUAAUUGUGAAUCUUCCAAAAGACUGUCUAAGGCUAAAAAUCUUAUAGAGAGAUUUUUUAAUCAACAAGUAGAAGUUCUAGGCAGACGUGCAGAGCCAUUGCCCGAAAUAUACUAUAUUGAAGGUACUCUUCAAAUGGUAUGGAUUAAUCGCUGCUUUCCAGGGUAUGGAAUGAAUACCCUAAAACAUCCAAAAUGUCCUGAAUGCUGUGUGAUCUGCAGUCCUGGAUCUUAUAACCCCCGUGAUGGAACUCACUGCCUUCAGUGCAACAGCAGCCUGGUGUAUGGAGCUAAAGCGUGCUUAUAGGGCCAUUGUUCUGAGUUCUUUGGUGGUUUAUUAAACACAAAAGUAUAUUUUUGAAAUAUUAAUACAUAAUAAAUCACUAUUAUGCCAAAAUUAAAUAUAUUAGAUUUUACAAAA
Molecule: messenger RNA, 1222 nt
Organism: Panthera uncia (snow leopard)
Lineage: Eukaryota; Metazoa; Chordata; Mammalia; Carnivora; Felidae
Gene: ZPBP
Product: zona pellucida binding protein
Exons: 8
Coding region: 56-1108 (350 amino acids)
Biological process (GO): binding of sperm to zona pellucida; acrosome assembly
Cellular component (GO): extracellular region; zona pellucida receptor complex; acrosomal vesicle
Source: RefSeq, a predicted model, not a curated record